Molecule: messenger RNA, 1864 nt
Organism: Trichogramma pretiosum
Lineage: Eukaryota; Metazoa; Arthropoda; Insecta; Hymenoptera; Trichogrammatidae
Product: esterase E4-like
Exons: 5
Coding region: 23-1750 (575 amino acids)
Source: RefSeq, a predicted model, not a curated record
UCGACCCGAGAGCACACAACCGAUGCUUCUUCGCUCGUCCUUCGUUAUCUCGAUAAUAUUGCUCGCGACGCGAUGUUUCGUCCUCGCGAUCGAGAAUGCCACUACUGCUACUGUCGUUACGUUGCGUACGAGACUCGGUACGAUUACGGGUACUACGAUGACGACGAGCAACGACGGAAAAGCGAUCUACGCCUUUCGCGGGCUGCCCUACGCGGAGCCACCGACUGGACGGCAAAGAUUCAAACCGCCUCAAGCGGUGAAGCCGUGGGGCGAUCGUGUACUCGACGCUACCCAAGAGGGCCCGGCUUGUCCGCAAGCCAUCGGCAUCAACAUGUCGGAGGACUGCCUCGUCCUCAACGUGUACACCAAGCAAUUGAAUCCCGAUGGUGCUGUUAAGCAGCUCUCGCCCGUCGUCGUGUUCAUUCACCCGGGCGGAAUGUAUCAAAAGUCCAGUCAGAGUUUCGUCUUCGGCCCGGGCUAUCUGCUCGAACGCGACCUCGUGCUCGUCACCAUCAACUACCGCCUGGCCACUCUCGGCCUCGCGAGCACCAACGAGGCCCGUUUUCCGGGUAAUCUCAGCUUCAAGGACGUCGUGUGCGCCCUCGAGUGGGUGCGCGAUCAAAUUGUCUCCUUCACUGGUGACCCCGGCUCGGUAACCGUUACGGGUCAGAGCGCCGGCUCGAGGAUCAUCACCAUGCUGAUGGUGUCCCCGAUGGCGCGCGGACUGUUUCAUCGAGCCAUAGCCAUGAGCGGAAGCUUGAUAACUCCGAUAUCACCGCGCGCGGGUCAGCGCGAGCUCGUCCUGAAACAGGCCAGAUUGUUGCAGUGCCCGACCAGUCGACGCAGCGACGACGACCGGAUGUACAGGUGCCUGAUGAGUCGACCCGCGGAGCUCUACGGCUCGACCGUGGAGUCGUUCAUGGAGUGGCAGGGAAAUCCCACGACCAUCUGGUAUCCGACGAUCGAGCCCAGCGACACGCCGCUGGAGCAGAGAUUUCUUCUGGAAGAGCCACAAGUGUCGAUGCUCAAGGGCGAUAUACACAACGUGCCGCUCGUCAUUGGCAUUACUCUGGACGAGUUCAAGUUCAAAGCUUUUCCUGGAUCGUCGGAAUCGCUCUUGAAAAACGACUCGAUGUUCAAAGUGUUGGCCAAAAAUUGGUACGAGCUGGCGCCCAUCGCCUUUCAGUACGAACGCGGCACGGCACGCUCGAGGUGGAUCAGCGACAAGCUACUGGAUUACUACUUCAAGAAUCAAACCAUCAGCUAUCAGAAUGCCGAUGCUCUUGGGCAGCUGUACGUUGACGCGAUCGUGCACUUUCCCGUAUACCGUACGGCCAAUUUGAUAGCUCGAAAUUCGGCGGCUCCGGUUUAUUACUACGUGUUCACUUAUCAGGGCCCCUACAGCAUCUACAGGUGGCCGGACACCAAAAAACCCAAAGGAGGAAUAGCCCAUGGAGACGAUCUGCAAUAUCUUUUCACGACGACGAAUUGCAUCUACUACGCCAACGCCGAAUUUCCAGCUUACAAUCGCACCGAUCCGCCCUACCUUUACGUCAGGCGCUUGACAUCGAUGUGGGAGAGUUUUGCAAAGGGCGGAGAUCCACUGCCCAAGGAUGUUUUUGGGAAUAUUACUUGGGAGCGUUACGAGGAGGGUAACAAAUAUUACAUAGAGUUUAGCGAAGAUGUCACGCUUAAGAGAGAUUUCCACAGAGAGACGAUGCUUUUUUGGGAUAGCUUGUUUCCUAUUUGAGUAUUUAAUUGUAGAAAAAAAUGUGCUGAAUCCUAGAGCUGAUCUCAAAUUAUGAAAGUACAAAUAUUAUUAAAAACUACUGUCGAAACAUCGGCAAAGAGCUUUCUCUUUAAA